CAUUGUUUGCCACCACACUUCCGGUAUUGGAAGUGGCCGGCUAAGACGACAAACUGACGCCCCGGGAAGUUGUAGCCGCUUUGCGUCGCAGGAAAUUUGUAGUUAUGGCAGGGGUAGGAAUAGGAUGUUUAGUCCUGCUCAUUUUACCAGCUUUAAUGUCAGCUGGCAAGGCGAAGGGACCUAAAGUAACAGAUGUUGUUUUCUUUGACAUAGAAAUUGGGGGCAAACCUGCUGGAAGAAUUGAAAUUGGAUUGUUUGGUAAAACUGUACCAAAAACUGCUGAAAAUUUCAAACAGUUGGCAAUGAGUACAAAGGGGGAAGAAUUCACAUACAAAGGCAGCAAAUUUCAUCGAGUUAUUAAAGACUUCAUGAUUCAGGGAGGUGAUUUCACGAGGGGAGAUGGAACAGGAGGAAAGAGCAUUUAUGGAGAAAAAUUCGCAGACGAGAACUUUAAGCUGAAGCAUUAUGGCUCAGGAUGGUUGUCAAUGGCUAAUGCUGGCAAGGACACAAAUGGAUCCCAAUUUUUCAUAACCACUAAAAAGACUCCCUGGCUGGAUGGUAGACAUGUUGUGUUUGGAAAAAUUAUUUCAGGAAUGAGUGUUGUGAGGAAAAUUGAAAGCACCAAAACUGGAGCCAAUGAUAAGCCAGAAAAGGAUGUUGUCAUUGCCGACAGUGGACUUGUCAAAGCUGAUCAAAGUUUUGCUGUAGAAAAAACAGACGCUGAAGAAUAAGAAUUCCAAGUUUUCUUUAUUUAUCUAAAUCCAAAUACCUUUUCUUUUGUCUUAAAUUUGCUAGGGAUAUGACAUUUAAUGUUUGGACUAAUUGUGUUGUUUCGAAUGCUGAGUUAACAUCUUUAAUUACCGAAAUAGAACUACCAAUUCCCUCAAAUUUUUCUACACUGUGUCAAUGUAAUUUUUUUGUAAUUAUUUACAUAAUUUGUAAUGUAAAUAAAAAUUAUUUGUA
Pecten maximus is the source of this 963-nucleotide messenger RNA. RefSeq names its product peptidyl-prolyl cis-trans isomerase 5-like. Gene Ontology annotation, cellular component: intracellular membrane-bounded organelle. NCBI's taxonomy places the organism in Eukaryota, Metazoa, Mollusca, Bivalvia, Pectinida, Pectinidae. The coding region runs from base 105 to 731 and encodes 208 amino acids. Gene Ontology annotation, molecular function: peptidyl-prolyl cis-trans isomerase activity. The transcript is spliced from 5 exons. The record is from RefSeq and is a predicted model, not a curated record. Gene Ontology annotation, biological process: protein peptidyl-prolyl isomerization; protein folding.